GUUGCACAUUGGAGAGAUAUUAAUACUUUAUUCUUUUCCCGUAUCCGCUCCCGCGCUCACUUUUGUACCAUAUAUCUGAGUGCACGAGCCUAAGCGGUUAUUAUGAAAAUCGAAGCGAUUGCAAGAGGCGUGUCGAGGACUACAUGCGGAAUACGGACACGAAACUAUUCACACUGACUCUGAAGGGGUGAUUUUGAGUGUGAACUGGCAUAUGCAUGUCUGAUAGUAAGACACUGACGCCAAGAAAGGAAUAUAUCAUCUGGAGGUUUAGUACGUGACAUCCAUGCUACAGUAUUCUCCACCUGAUCCUCAGCCGUUUGGCGGAACACCACUUGCCAUGUUAGCAGCCCAGUGCAGCAAAAUCACAAACAAGAGCCCUCCACCGUUAGCAGAAGCGACAGUCGGCAAGAGUUUUGUCCCUUGGAAGAAGGGCGUUGCUACUAGCGAUAACCGCAACCCCCUCCAUCUUACCUCCCAGAGAGUCCCUACUCUCAACCCCUCGUUGUCGAUGACCAGUAGUGGACUAACCUACCCUCGGUCAACAAUCAACUCUUCUUGUUCCGGGAGCUACGGCAGCGACAUGCUGUACCCAACGACAACGUCAGCGUCGCAGAGCGACAUCUCCCAAGCAGCAUUCCUUCAGAAGAUGCACGGAGACAGCGGUAUAGGAAACUCGAGCUUCGGCGGGAUGUACUCCAGGGUUCCGUCUGUCACAGGCCACCAUUAUGAAGCGUGGCCCUUCGCAGCAGGCAUGACGUCAUCACAUCCACCGGCGACGCACACGUUGAAGACCGAGAUGACGACGACGGUGAACGGCGGAUCGCCGUGGUGGGAGAUGCAUUCGGCCAACAUGCACUCCAACCCUUCCAACUGGCUGUCUGAUAUCCCAAGUUCCGCUUCCGGACCCCAUUCUCAGAUAUCUAGUGGAUAUCCAUCCUCGGAAUACCCCUUGGGGUAUAGCUUACCAUCCGCCCCUAGUUCCCUACUCUCCUCGGGUCAACACUUAUUACAGGACACUUACAAAUCUAUGCUCCCUGCCCAAGGGGAAUUGGGAGCGUCAAGUGUGACCCCCUUCCUCACCCGACCCGGGUUGUCUGGGAUCCCGAGUCCUCGCAGUCAGAGACGGUACACUGGUCGGGCGACAUGCGACUGCCCCAACUGUCAGGAAGCAGAUAGGCUUGGACCCGCCGGGGAACAUCUUCGGAAAAGGAACAUUCACAGCUGCCAUAUUCCCGGCUGUGGUAAGGUGUAUAACAAAACGUCACAUCUUAAAGCUCACCUUCGUUGGCAUACUGGCGAGAGGCCGUUUGUGUGUAACUGGUUGUUUUGUGGGAAAAGAUUCACAAGAUCAGAUGAGCUUCAGCGGCAUUUGAGAACACAUACCGGAGAAAAGAGAUUCGCAUGCCCCGUGUGCAAUAAAAGGUUCAUGCGCAGUGAUCAUCUGAGCAAGCACGUGAAGACCCAUAGUCAAACAGGAGAUAAGAAAGGAAGCGGAAGUGACACCGAGAAUAGUCAGGAAGCUGUUAAUGUCAACACAUCCCCUACGAACACAGCGACACAGAUCUCACAAGUACCCAUAAAGGAAGAGCAGGCAAUGAGAUAGAGUGAUCUCCCUUUGUGUCCUUGGACAAGCGGCACAUAAGACUUUGUCAAAUCCAGUGAGACAGUGAUGGUAUAAUAUUCAAACUUUGUGAAGAACGUGCUCUGUGACAAUCCCUUGACACACAUAUUCUAUAAAUCCUUAUGACGUCAUUAUGACGUCAUAUUGACGUCAGUUCCAGUGAUAAAUCAUUGUAUUCACUUUUUACAGUGGCCUGUUUCAUGAGAUUGUAGAGAAAAUGUCAGAUUCUCACGUACUUUUUAACAGACAGCUUAAUUUGUCAUCAAUACAUAUGUCAAUUUGAACAGUGUGCUUGCCGCAGCUCGAGACAUUCAAAGAGGCAAGUCACACAUCAAGACUAACAGGGAAUGCAUAUUUCUUUGAUCGUAUUCAAACAACGAUAUUUGAUAUUAUUUAUAAAUGUAUUAAUUGUGGAAGGAGGAUAUGUGUAGUGAUUCGUAUUGAUAUUCUGUAGCAACGAAAAGUUGAAUUUAAUUUUUAAUCACGUAGGUUAAAACCUUUGAAGUUGAUUACUGCAUGUAUGCAAUAACACUUUUUCUUUGAAUGUCAAAGAAGUAAUUGACUUUGAGAUGCAAAUGUCUCUGAUCCAUAUGUUUCAAACUAAUUGAAAUAAGAAAAAGAUUAAAAUCAAAAAGAUAUUUGAUUCCUAAAUUCAUGGGUGAAAGGACUGAGGACAAUUUUGGUCUUGGCUAAAUUUGUUUGUCACUAGUCGAGACAUAUUCUUUCAUAUCUUCAUAAGUAUUAGUUAUGAACAUUUUUACCGAAUCGCAUUUGACAUAUUUUACACUCUUCAUAUACCAUCUUGCAAUUACGAGUAUAUCGGUGUGGGAAAAUACACGCUUACGGGAAAAGUAUGUAAUUUGUAUUGUUAUUACCAAACAAUGGACAAUGUGCAAAUGUUAUGGGAUUUUUAUUGUUAAAGCAUUAACGUGUAUUACUCUUUUUCAGUUUUAACUAUAAACGAAGCAAAACCAUUUCAUUUUUUAAAUUAAGACCAUUCUAUUUUUAUGUGACUGUAUUUCAGUCGGUUUACUCAAAUAGAUAAAUUCAAACCAAUAUAUAUAUACAUUUAACACCGAUCGUACUCAAUAUAGCGAAAAGGUACAGGGACCGGUUCAUAUUGCUGGUACAUGAUACGUAUCUGAUAUGAAACUUGUUCACAGAAUAUAGCACUACUCAUCAUAUUUGCAUUUUGUUCAAAUUCAAGAGCUUUGGGAAGAUAUUAUGGAUGAAAUGCUUGAUGUGAAAACUUUCUUGCUGAAAAUAGUUGAUCCAAAUAUAAUUACACUUUAUUUGAAUUAAGAAAUUGCCAGCAAGAAAUAUUUCUUCGUGAUAAUUGAAACAUUGGAGAUUUAUAGCAACAGUAGCUAAGUAUGCAUUUGAUAUAUGUCAGGUUGUGAGUUUUUCAUGGGUGUGAGUGUUAACAGUUCUGUCUGAAUUAAAUGUUAAGAGCAUGGUUCUGUUUGAAUUGUGUUGCUGUUUACACCAUGUUCUGUCUGAAAAUGUAAUAUUUGGAGGGUGUGUUUCUUCCUCGAUGUAAAUAGUUAAUUAUUAUUGUACAGAGUGCUAGAUAAAAUGUUCAAAGCUGUAAUAAAUCUAUUUGAUACA
Messenger RNA from Haliotis rufescens (red abalone), 3229 nucleotides. RefSeq names its product transcription factor Sp9-like. Gene Ontology annotation, biological process: regulation of transcription by RNA polymerase II. The record is from RefSeq and is a predicted model, not a curated record. The transcript has 2 exons. Lineage: Eukaryota; Metazoa; Mollusca; Gastropoda; Lepetellida; Haliotidae. Gene Ontology annotation, molecular function: DNA-binding transcription factor activity, RNA polymerase II-specific; RNA polymerase II cis-regulatory region sequence-specific DNA binding. The coding region runs from base 284 to 1603 and encodes 439 amino acids.